AUGUGGGAGAAAAGCAAGAUCCUCGUGAUCGGAGGGACAGGGCUUCUCGGCAAACUCCUGGUCGAAGCGAGUGUCAACUCGGGUCACCCGACGUAUGCUCUCGUCCGGAAAGCAUCUCUUUCUUGUCCCGACCAGUCUAACCUCGUCGAGAGUUUUAAACAUCUCGGUGUCCACAUACUCUAUGGGGAAUUGGAGGAUUACGAGAGUGUAGUGAAGGCGAUUAAACUAGUCGAUGUGGUGAUAUCGAGUGUUGGCCACUCACAAAUAUUCAAUCAGAUCAAGAUCAUCGAUGCCAUCAAGGAAGCCGGUAACGUUAAGAGAUUUUUUCCAUCGGAUUUCGAGACCGACGUGGACCGGACAACCGUGGUCAAGCCGGGGCGAUCAUUCUUCUCGGCCAAAGCUCAAAUCCGACGAGCCAUAGAAGCCGAAAGAAUAGCACACACCUUUGUAUCUUGCAACUGCUUUGCGGGUUAUUUCCUACCAACGUUGGUUCAAUUCAAUCAAACCCUAACUUCUCCACCUAGAGACAAAGUUACCAUUUAUGGUGAUGGUAAUGCCAAAGCCAUUAUCAAUAAAGAAGAAGAUAUCGCUGCCUACACAAUAAGAGCAGUCGAUGACCCAACAACACUGAACAAAGUCCUCUACGUCAACCCUCCCGACAACAUCGUUUCAAUGAAUGAUUUGGUUACUCUGUGGGAAAAUAAAAUCGGAAAAACCCUCGAAAAAACGUAUUUUCCCGAGGAGGAACUCCUCAAGCAAAUCCAAGAGUUGCCAACACCCAUCAACGCCAUCUUAUCUAUGAUUCAUGCAAUCUUUUGUGAAGGGUGA
This is a messenger RNA of Tarenaya hassleriana, 828 nucleotides long. Its product is annotated as isoflavone reductase homolog P3-like. Gene Ontology annotation, molecular function: oxidoreductase activity. Lineage: Eukaryota; Viridiplantae; Streptophyta; Magnoliopsida; Brassicales; Cleomaceae. The record is from RefSeq and is a predicted model, not a curated record. The transcript is spliced from 6 exons. Bases 1 to 828 code for a protein of 275 amino acids.